CUGAUACCACUCUUCCUAAUAAGUUUAGUUUCAUGUCGUGUGGUUUCUAGCAGCAUUAAUCUAAUCUGCUGCUCUGUGCUUAUUGCAGUAACUCUGUAAUGGACUCCGGCAAGCCUUGGCAGUAAAUGUGCAUGGUGUGGAUCUGCAAAGACACAUACAGAGCCCAGGAGCUACCUUCCUGACAUGAGUGCUCCAGCCUGGGUAAUGUGGUUGUUAUGGAGACGAACGCUCAUCCUUUGUCUUCUGCUAGUUUUCAAUGGAAUUCUUCUUUUACAAGGUGCUGCAGAUCACUGUGUGAAAGCAAUGAAAUGGAAGUUGCCGGUGUUCCAGUCCCCAGACGAGGCUUUGCAGAAGGAAGGCAGUAACAUCACAAUCAAUUGCACAUUUGAUGUUGGUCAGUGCCUGCUAUCUUCUGAUGAAGUUUACAUCAAGUGGUCAAGGAAAAUGAUGACUACAAAAAUCGGAGGUGUGUCUCACGGAGAAGUUUUUAUUUUGGAAUCCAUGAGGGACCGGCUGCAGGUCAGAUGGGAAGCAAAACUCCUGACCAGUUUCCUGCAUUUGCAUAGCUUGCUGAUUAAUGACAGUGAUAUUUAUGAUUGCGAGGUCACCAUCAUGAAGGACAAUCAGCCAAUGAUUGGACAAGGCUAUGGCACCAAUUUGACAGUUGUCACUUAUGAUGUAGGCCUGCCAGAUGGGACAACUUCCUCCAAGCCCAGUGGGAUUUCUACACUUCUGCUAUAUUUUUUUCUCUGUCGGGGCUUGUCGUGUGUGCUCACAGCCUUGGUCAUCUGCACUGUAUUCCAUCUUGGAUGGGGAACUCCAACAGAAACAUCAGUGCAAGAUCCCCAGUACUUCAAAUAAACUGUCCUCUGAAAACAGUAAUGAAGUUCUGACAUUUACUGUUAGUUUUCAGUGCAUUUUAUAUAAGUUUUGCUUUUAAAAUAAUUAUUAUUUAUUUAACCUAUCUGGUAUUCAAAACAUAAAUAAAUAAAUAUUAAUACACCUGGAGGGUAAAACUGAAAUGUAUUUUCCAUUCAAACAAAGCAGCAUAUUACAUUGUAUGUUUUAUGGUAUGUCAUUGUUUUCCACAUAUAUAGGAUAUCUGGAUUUGCCUAUGGUACAUGGAGCUUGCUAAAGAUAACUAAAGUUUAACCCAGCACGUCUGAUUGUUUGCCCACCUGAUGUAUAAACAAGACUGUAAACAACAGUCUCAGUCCUACUUCAGCAACCCUAGAAUUUCUAUCAAACUGUUAAAAGCUCUUGCCAGUUUUCAACUCACAAUCUCCUCUGGAUGACUUUCCCAUUAAUCCACCACCCUUUUUGUGAAAAAUGAUGUUGGCACGUUACUUGUGCUGCCUCAGUCUAUGUUCUGAAAUUGUGGCCAUUUUUCCUCGCACAUCACUUUCUUGUGAGAUUCUACAAUGUUGGACUUUGUUGAUUCACAGUCUCCCACCAUUUGUCUUCAACACAUUGAGAGAUAUACAGAAGCGCUGGUGUACAUAGUUUGUUAACCACACAGACUAAAUGAACUGUGAUGCAGAGGAAAUUAAGCAGAAUAUAUUAGACCACCACAGCUGUAAGGGUACUGUGGUAUGUCUUUUACUCAAAUGCUGACACUCUGCUCAGAAAAUGUAUUAUCAGGUUAAAAAAUAUAUGUAUCUAUAAAUAGAUAUACAUUUCUAGAAAGUGAUAACAUAUUUUACUGAACAACUGCCCCCAAAAAAUCAGUAUUAUGUAUUAAUGAAGCGAUGACACUUUGAGACCUUUCUAAGCCACAAUUAAAUGUCAUUUUUUUUAUAAAUUUCCCUGUGUCCUUCUUUAUUGGCUUUUAUAUUCAGAAGCAGAUUAAUGUAAUUCACAGCAUUAAAUAAUGCACACACACACACACACACACACACACACACACACACACACACACACACACACACACACA
This is a messenger RNA of Protopterus annectens (West African lungfish), 1933 nucleotides long. RefSeq lists its product as uncharacterized. The transcript has 4 exons. Lineage: Eukaryota; Metazoa; Chordata; Ceratodontiformes; Protopteridae. The record is from RefSeq and is a predicted model, not a curated record. The coding region runs from base 184 to 861 and encodes 225 amino acids.